Molecule: messenger RNA, 6651 nt
Organism: Amoebophrya sp. A25
Lineage: Eukaryota; Dinophyceae; Syndiniales; Amoebophryaceae
Source: the annotation of a GenBank genome assembly
GACUGUGUCAUUAUUGGUGAGUCGGGUCCUCAGGAUUGUGCUGAACUGAUUGCGUUGAACGCAAAGCGGCAGAAGCAAUCUAGUGAGCACUUCAGAGGCACAGGCCAUGGUUUAAAAUUGGAGAGCGCAGCGGAUCUGGCUGGGGAGAUGACAGCGGAACAGAUAGAUGUUGUGCAUUUUCGCGGGAAGCAGCCGGAACAUGAGAUGGCGAUCUUGCGACAUUUAGACUGUCUCAAUUUCCUCGGUGGACCAGCAUUCAUGGACCACGAUUCUUCAAAUUCUACGCCACAGCAGGUGCGCGUUGCUGCGUUUCUUAGUAGGUCUGGCCUAGCUUGCGCGGAGUUUUUUGCUCAACAAGAGAAGUUUUCCGAUUGCUUUGGUGUUCUGCAUCUGCUGCUCUCCUCGCCACAAUUUGGGACGCACCACGGGCUUUCGGCUUAUGCUUCCGAUUCGCUGCUGGCUAUCUGCGACGUCUACUACCAGUUCGGGUCUGUUUCUUUACAGGACGAUGUGUUUCGAGAGCUAAUUGAUUCAGCAACAGCUUGCUUUGAUCCCACCACGUCUAGCAAUCUCGUUACACCAUCAUCAGUUGCUGCUUCGGGGAAGAGUCGCCCAGCGGCGGUUUUGCUGCGGCGGAUUGUGAAUAUGCUCAACCUGUUCUGCCGGUUCUCGGAAAAUCCGUAUGCCUGUGACGUUUUCGCAAGUGUGCGUAAAUUGGUGGCACAAAUUGAGCAUCCCUACGAUUCGUAUUUGGAGGACUCGUUUGCCGAGAGCGUCUCUCCUGCCGACGAGGAGUUCCUUUUUGGGGAAGCGUCGCCCGUAGCUGCCGCUAGAGGACAGAAGCAGACGAGCCCUGGCUUCGCAAAAGCAGCAGCUGAGUCUUCCUCUGGCGUAGCAGAUCAUCUUCAUGGCACCAGAAAAAAGAGAGACGAGAUGAAGAGGAAGGUUCAUAUUGCACCGGAGAAGGCAGUGAACGCCGGAAUUUGGGGUCGUGGUGCGCGGGUUUUAGGCCCGUUUGCGGUGCGGCAAUGGGAGAAGGCGGACCCCAAAACUGGAGGCAGUUUACAAAUUCGCAAUAAUCCGAUGGCUGUCUGUCCAAGACCUGAGUACGAAAGCGCAGCGGCGAUGCUGCGCACACUUCUGCUGGAAGAUGUACCCCUUGGACGCUGUUUGCUGGGAGACGACAGUGCGGUGGGGAAAUGCGGGCUCGCGAUGGUGUUGCUCGUGUGCAGUUUCUUUCGCGACCCUACUAGUCGUCGCUGGCUUGCGCCUCUCGCCACGGUGAGUCUCAUGUGCCUCGUCAAGGGAGGCAUCGAGCUGCGCGAUGUAGCAGUCGGCAUGUCGUCACCCGCCAAGGACGACAAGAAUACUAAGUCAGCCGCUGGAGGAAAAAGUGUCUACGGCGAUAGUACUUCAACGCGCUCCUCCGCGUUUGUUGCUGGCGGUGGAUCGACCUCUUCGUUCAGCGGGAAGGAUGGAUCGUCCUCUCUGUUCAAGGGGAAGGAUGGAUCGUCCAUUUCGCUCAAGGCCGCGGGCCGUCUGGUUUUCCAUGGGCGAAGCUACGAAGACAGCGCUACAGUCAACAGCACAGUCGGAGUCGGAAAUUCAAAUGGAAGCGAGUUUCUCCAUCUCGUUCGUCUCACUUUCAAGAUGCUGCACAGUGCGCAGAACACGUAUUUGGAGAUGUGCAGCCUUUUCCAAGAAGUGACACGCACCCACAAGGACUUGGUAUUAAAGUAUCCCUACGCUCUGGUCUCGCUCUUAAUAGGGACCGACGCGCCUGCGUCGAUGGAGGAGGGAAGACGGGCGAUCUUGUCGCAGGCUUUUUUCGACCGCCAGCUCUACCCAGAACUCUUCGAAGCGGAGGGAACGACCUUGCUCCUGGAUAACGCAAUUGACAAUAUUCGGAAGCAGGAAACCGAAGACUUGUUGGACCAAGUGCUGAACCAGAGCGCGCAGCAGGAGGCUGCUUCAUCCACUGUGGGCGAGAACAACAACCCGAGUGGCAGUGGCACGUCCGCCAGGCGGCGAGCUGAGAAUCUUGUCGUAGAACAGAAGACCUUUCUCAACUACCGCUCCUUCACACAUCUACUCCUUACUGCAGUCCUUCGCAUAGAUUGCGACUUUUCGCGCACGUUCAAACGAGAGUAUCAGCUUGGGGGUUCAUCAUCUACCGCAAACUCUGUUGGAGGUUCACCCUCUACGUCGACUUCGGUGGAUGCGGCGGUGGAUAUCGGGCAGGAAAUUUCACGAAGGGUUGCAGCGAUCGUGAUGCGAUCGGUUUGUACGUGGUUUGGUGGCGAGUGUGGCCCGGAUUCCUGGUACCAAGCUCUCUUCGUUGCGGUGGAGAGUGGUGCACUCUCAACGCAGGAUGCAGACGUUAUCUUGCCUGGGUGGAGUGACCACUGCAAUGUUAUUACUCAAAGAAGUUCAUCAACAAGAAGCUCUCCUGCUGAUGUAGUUUCUGUAGUGUUGCCUGUGAAAUUGUAUUCCUUGAGGGAGUUGCGGCUAAGUGCAUCCCCAGCAGCACUCUUUUCGCUGGAGUUUUCCAAUAGCCGCGUUUUUUCGAGCGCCAAUCCAGGCUCGCCGGAGAUGCAACAGCCAAAUCACAUUUUGUCCUUAGCGCUGUCUUCGCUGAAGCACCUUCGAGUGUUCGAUCAGCGGCUUCCAGCUGGACUCAAUUUUUUGCACAGCUCUCUGCCCUACUUUUGCUUGAAGUUGUUCGGCGCAGCCUUCUUCCAGGACGCGAGCAGAGAGAAGUUUCUGACCGACCUGAGUCGCCAGCAGUUGGACGAAAAGAAGCGUGCGAAGCCGUGUCGACGGUACACGCACCUUUUCCAUCCUCUCGUGCUGCCGAAGUUUCUCGUAAGCCACUUCUUCGACUCGGUUCGGCUUCAGCCUGGAAGCUUUUCGCAGGUAGGGCCGGACAUUUUUAAUCCGUUGUGGAAAUUCUGGACGUUCGAUAAGCGGCAGGACAACGCGUGGAUCUCCACUGCAAUCUCGGCGGCGGCGGACCGAGACUAUGUGCUCGGACGCUUGCAUCCGCAAGACAAAGACAACAUUGAACUCUUUGGAAAGAUCGCGGACGCGGUAGCCGACGAGGGUGUUUCAUCCAGCGGCGCAGCAGAAGCAGAGAUGUCAACACCUUCUGGAGCAGCAUCGACUACCACGACCAUGAUUAGUGUGAGUGACAGUGCUGCACUUGCAGUAGACGCUGCUUUUUUGAAGCAGGGUCAAAACUUGAGCAGUCUUCUGCAGCGGGUUCCGUUGUUAGAAAGUGAAACGCUGAUGAUCGACGAACUGAAGACUUAAGGUCAGCUUGUAUCCAUCUCUCUUAGCAUCUUGACACUUUUUUCCCUUGUAUUUUUUGGGAAAGGGAUCGAGAUGAGGGGAGCGAGAUGGAUAAAAGCUGACUCUAAAAGACGCUGUUGCGACACGGAUUCGAGUGUGCCUCGCCCUUGUUGGGCUCUUCUGAAAGUCGUAGUAGCAGUGCUCUAGUGGUUAUGCCAGACAGGUCUUCUGCUGGUUUCAACGACACGCGAGUGCUUCCGGCGCUGCAGGAGUUUGGUACUCGUGGAAGUUCGGUCUUGGGCAGCGCCAUGUACCAUUUGGCGAACGUAAGUUUGGACGUAGCCUUGUCUCAAGGACAGAGCGUGCGCGCUUGGCAGGUGGUCCUAGAGUCGUACUUACAGCUGUAUUGCGCAGCCCUGGAUCGCACUGCCGCUUACGAAUCCGUCGACAAGAGCCAGUCCUUCGUGCGCAAGAACUGCCCAGAUCUCUUCGUGCGCACACAGCAAGAAGAAGAUGACAGCAAGAAGCGAAAGAUCACCGUCAUGCCAAAGGCCAAAGCAAAGGCAGGGGCGCCACCUGCGAGUGGAGGAGGAAGUGCAGUAGCAUCCUCAUCAGCAGAGGACCAAGGUGGAAGUCAGAUGCUAGUGCUGAAUAACAGCGAGGUACGCAAACUGUCGGUGAUCGGUACCACCGAGAAGCACGCCGCAUACACGAAGGAGGACGAUUUGCGGGAACUGUUGUUCCGACAGUGUCUUGGAGUGUCCUCUUGGUUAGUUGCGGACGCACUACGGGCUUGCCGCACAGAGGUAACGAAGUUGAGGAAAGGACAGCAGCUGCUGCGCGGCGGGCCAGCAUUGCUAAAGCAGAGCGCACGGCGUUGGCUUUUGUCCUGUGCAGACGUCCUUUCAGUCCUGUUGCUGGAUUCCAGUGUAGUGCCUAAGCGCCGUUCGGUGUUGCUGACGCACGUUUUUGUACACCGCAUGUUGCACUUCCUGCUUCAGUGUAGUGACGCUGCGGCGCUCCUCCCAGGCGUUGUGAGCUACUUCAGACAAGAGUCCAGUGGUGCGGAGCUGCGUGGGCCGGCGGCCAUCGGUACAGCUAGUGGUGGUUUGAGGAACAAGUACAGCGCACCGUUCGUACAGAUUUUGAUGGAGGUGAAGCCAGAAGUACGAAAGCAAGCUGGAGUCGACAUUUUGCUCGAGCUAGAAGGAAAGUCAGGCGUGCCAGGAGAACUGCUGUGGUUUUUGCCGUUCGCGCUCGCGCGACACUUGGAGCGGUUUGAGACCGGGUUACCUGCGCGAGAUCGCAAAGCGACUAUUACUGCUUUGUGUCAAGACGCUUUUGCGAUGGCAAAACGCUGUGGUGCUGAUGGGCAACUCGAGAGUUUGUAUAGGCUACGCAAAUUCCAGAUCAAGAGCUGCGUGAAUCCCUCAGAAAGGAAAACCUUAUACGACAAGUUUCUCCAAGGGUUCGAGCAAAUUGUGGUGGCCGCUGAUGCCCAGCAGCGUGGGGAGGGCAUGCAGUCGGCUGCUCGCCGUUCGGACCUCGAAGAGCAGAGGAGGAAAAGCGCAAAUGGCGAAGGAACAGAAGGUGCAAAUAACAAUGGCAAUUCUGCCAAUGCCAACUAUGCGAAAAAAGCACGGCUCUACUGUGCUCGAGCGUGUUUUUCCAUUGUGCGUGAUUUCAUGCGAAGCAUUGUGGGCCAAGGGAGAGACGAUUUCCACGAGAAUUUGCAGGAAGAGGCGUACAGCUGGAUGCGAAAAGGGAUAGCGUUUCUUGAGAGUGUUGCGGAGGCCUUACCACUGCAGGAUCUUGACCUCCUCCUAGGAGACCAGAAGCAGGAUUCCUAUUUUGGAAAUUGCGCUAUGAAUCCGGCAGAUCAGCAAUGGCGCGAGCACAUCCCUUUUUCCUUCUUGUACGAAGAUGCUGGUGAGCAGUUGUCGUCUUCUGGAUCAUCGGGAGGUAUCGCUAGUAACAAGGCCUCCACCUCCACGUCGAGUGGAGCCUUGUCUUCCACAACUUUCGACGGCACAACAUCUCAAAAGAGCUGCUCCAGACACGAUCCGUGGGCCUUGCUAUUGGAGAAGCGAAGGUACUCGUUGGAAACUGAGGUGUAUGUCCGUGGAUGCGGUACAAUGCUAAUGUGUCUCUCGCGUGCUGCGCAAACGCAGACAUUGAAUCCAAAGACACGACCUGAAAAGUGCAAUCUUCCGAAAACGCAGUUUCAAAGUGACGUGCCACUUCCAGCUUUGAGAGUCGCAAUACAAAAGAGCACUUUUAAGCCCAUUCUCAAGAUGAUCCAAGCGACAGUGCAGUUGCAUACGGUACUAUUUCUACUUCAAAUGGGAUCAGAUACAAGUCGUUAAUCUUGUUAUCCCUGCUUACUUUCUGGAAUUGCAUUUACAUCGUCGACUUUUAGGUUUGACUACAUUACAACAAUUGCUAUUUCAUAGGUGUUUGAGAACGUGCGAGGCGGGGAUGAGGCUCGUAUGGCCCAGACAGUGAUGGAACAGCACACAAGGUGUUUACUUGCGAAGAUGGUUGUUCCAAGAGUCGCGGAGUUUUUCACGCCUAGCUGGCACGUCUGCCACACUUUGUAUAUCGUUUCCCGCUACUGUGGUUUUUGCGCGCGUGAGUUCGAGGACGCAUUAUACCAUUUCAUAUUGGCAGAAUUCUGCGGCUGCGUCCCGGAAGCGAAUAAGCGGUUUAUGACAACGAACGCGGCCGCGUGCUUCCCAGGUUUGAAACCACAAGAGUGGGUCCGCGAGAGACUUGCCGAUAUCAAGGUGGCAGUGUCACCCUUCAAAUUCAACCUCCAAAGAUCCCAGGCCACGCAUGCGGCCUUCACGACAUAGAAGACUUCGUUCUCAGCUUCUAAUACUUCUUGAACUUGAAGAACUGGCAUGUUGUUUUUCCAUACCAGUACUGAUGAAGUCACUUAAUCACAUGUCAUCAAAGAAGAUCCACCUCCUGAGACCAUGCCUAUUUUCAUAAUGCGAUGUUUCCCAUCUCCCUCACACGCAUAAUUAAAGAACCUUCACAGAGUUCACGUAGUUUAUGUUUCCCCAUUUCCCUGUGACGGAACGAAAAUCCAACACAUGGUUAACUUGUAAACUUUUGUUUUGUCCUGUGAGUUAGUCGUAACAAGACAUUGAUCACCUUUGUUUUUCGGAUAGUAGAAUAAUGGGAUGCGCUGGAUAUAGAUCAUAUCAUUCCAAGCACUGUUCUCUCUGCUCAAAAGCUUGUUAUAAUUACUUCUCAGGAGUCAUGUGUACUAGGCAAAAGUGCACUUCUGAGCAUCUCACUCAGAAGCAAAUCAACGUGUUCUAGCUUCCAGGGCCCUACAUUGUUAGGUUGUGC